UGACGAGAAAAUCUUGAAACGUGCUGAAUCCUGGUUGAUUAGAUGAUCGCCCAUUUCUUUUCUUAGUGAUUGAGACUGUUCUGUUGUGUUCUAAGAUUUGUUCUCCAAGGAGUUUGGUCUAUUUGAUAAAAUAGAAGGAAAAAGAAGUUACUUGGUGAAAAGAGUGAAGACAGACAUACAAAGAAAAAAAGAAAGAAAGAGAUAGGACAAGAAGAUACAAGAGGAGGAAUCGAAGAUACAAGAGGGAGAGGGAGAGAAGGUCGAUGGCUUGUAAAUGUCCAUUAAGAGCUCCUGCCUACUCUGCAUCUGUUACCACGAAGCUCUCUCCUUCAAUUUUGUUCACAUUUCAUUUAUCUCCUUCUAAACGACAUCGUCUCACCACCUGCUCUUUGCACAACAGCAAUUUCUUAUCCUCUCCUAUUUCUUCUCGUCGCAGACCUAUUUCAGGUGUUAAAAUACAGAAAUCAAAGAAUGCGAUAGUCUGCUCUGCUUCGAAUCAGAAGAAGAGACAAAGCUUAAAUUUUAAGACAUUGUUUGGGAAGAAAUAUUUGUGGCGGAGGAUACUUUUCGCGUCCAGGAAAGUCAGGUCCAUCAUUUUACUCAAUGUCAUCACCGUUGUCUAUGCGAGUAAUAUUCCAGUUGUGAAAGAAAUUGAAGCAGUAAUGGAUCCAGCAACUUUCACUGUUGUGAGAUUUGUUGUCGCUGCCAUACCAUUCUUGCCAUUUGCUUUGCAAUCAUGGGAUGAUGCUCGAAUCCGUAAUGCCGGGAUAGAGUUAGGGUUUUGGGUUAGUCUAGGGUACCUAACGCAGGCACUUGGUCUGCUCACAUCAGAUGCUGGUCGUGCAUCAUUUAUAUCCAUGUUCACUGUAAUUGUAGUUCCUUUGCUUGAUGGUAUGCUAGGAGCAAUAGUUCCUGCACAGACCUGGUUUGGAGCUCUCAUGUCCAUUGUAGGGGUUGCAAUGCUGGAAUCCAGUGGAUCUCCUCCCAGUAUUGGUGAUCUCUUGAACUUCUUAAGCGCAGUGUUUUUUGGUGUGCAUAUGCUUAGGACAGAACAUAUAUCAAGAAGCACAGAUAAAAAGAACUUCUUACCUCUUCUUGGAUUUGAGGUAUGUGUUAUUGCUAUCUCCUCAACAAUAUGGUAUGUCCUUGGAAGCUGGUUUGGUGAUGUCCAAACUUGUGAUCCAUCAUCAUGGACAUGGGAAAUGGUUUGGCAUUGGUUGGCUGUUUUCCCAUGGAUACCUGUACUUUACACCGGCAUAUUCUCAACAGGGCUAUGCUUAUGGAUAGAGAUGGCUGCUAUGCGUGAUGUUUCAGCAACAGAAACUGCAAUAAUUUAUGGUUUGGAGCCAGUCUGGGGUGCGGGAUUUGCAUGGUUUCUUCUCGGUGAAAGGUGGGGUGCCACUGGUUGGAUUGGGGCUGCUUUUGUACUCGGUGGAAGCUUGAUGGUGCAAAUAUGUGGAUCAUCAUCUUCUUGUGUAUCUGGCAAAGAUGAAUUGAGAAGUGAGAAGGUGGAUCACCUCCUGGUUUCGGAUAAGCAAAAUGAUUUCUCUACCUCACCGGUUAGGGUCAUUUCCAAAAAAGAUGUUCCUAAAAUAUUAAAAAAGUAAGGCACUUUAGUACCCUUAUCAUCCCUUUCCCCACAAAUUUUAUAUCAUCUUAUAUAGUUGUAUAGCACCGAAGUCCUAAUUUUGAAUAGCUGCCGGAGGCCUGAGCUGGUGACCCCCGAAGCAAGACUCUGACAUGUAUAUAUGUGCAUAUAAAAUACAUAUUUAUACAAGGAAUGGAAAACAGAAAAAACAACUACAUAGAACUUGCUUUCUUGUUAUCUCUCAUUUCGUAAUUUAAGCAUUUCUUCUAUGUU
Messenger RNA from Populus euphratica (Euphrates poplar), 1861 nucleotides. RefSeq lists its product as uncharacterized. Bases 264 to 1607 code for a protein of 447 amino acids. The transcript has 8 exons. Gene Ontology annotation, cellular component: membrane. Lineage: Eukaryota; Viridiplantae; Streptophyta; Magnoliopsida; Malpighiales; Salicaceae. The record is from RefSeq and is a predicted model, not a curated record.